This is a messenger RNA of Symbiodinium natans, 531 nucleotides long. The record is from the annotation of a GenBank genome assembly. NCBI's taxonomy places the organism in Eukaryota, Dinophyceae, Suessiales, Symbiodiniaceae.
AUGGCCGAGAAGGUUCAAGAGCUCUACCCAAAGAGCAAGUGGUUCUUCCUGUUAGAGCUGUUCUGGUCCUGCUCAUGGUCAUGGUUGCGGACUCUCUUCAGGGUGGCGAUGACAGUGGCAGUCAUGACCCUUCCGAGAGACUCCGGGAACUCCGAUUCAAGGACGAUAGAAUGCUCCUUCGUGCUGAUGGGGUUGUUGGGGUUCGCAGGCUUGAUGAAGGCAAACCGUUGGGAGUUUGUGAACGACUGGGAAAUUCUUCUCUACGCGCUAUCGCUGGGAGUCCUAAUCCUGCUGCAGGCCGGGAACACGGUCUCCGUCGCAGUCCUGGCGAGCGCUACCGUUUUCGUGGCCGUGGCUCCGGUUCUCCUCUACCUUUUCGCAUUUGCCAUCCGCCGCUGCCUCACCAACGUGGAGGCGACGCAGAGCAAGCCCAAGUCACAGGCGUUGGAGGGCAUCAUCCACAAGUGCUUUGCCAAGGAAGCCGACGGAAACGAGGGGCCCACCGUCCAGGCGGUCGACGUCGCCUUCUGA